CGCUGUGCAUCGAACUUAUCUACGAUGUCGUACGAUGUGAUAAUCCUAGUCGAAACGUGGUUGAAUAAAAGUAUAAAUAAUGCUGAACUUGGUUUGGACCGGUAUAAUGUAUUUCGUUGUGACAGAGAGAGCGCUUCGAGUGAUUGCGUCAGAGGAGGUGGCGUUUUGAUAGCGGUCCGUGAGAUCUAUCCAUCGAGGGCGCUAAAUAUUUGUGAAUCGGCUGUAGAACAUUUAUACAUUGAUGUCCAGAUUGGUCAUAAACACAUUGUUUUCGGUGCGGUCUAUAUACCGCCGGGAUCGGAUACGAUGACUUACGAGUCGCAUUGCUCGGUUGUUGAGGACAUUUGCUCCAAAUCUCGCAAUAUUGAUCUGGUCAUUGCCGGUGACUAUAAUCUUCCACACUUGGUGGUCGGUUCUGACGUUCGGGGAGUUCUAACAUAUGAAAUUAAAGGCCGAUGUAAUAUGUUAAGGCAAGCAAAUACACUGGUAACUCAUUUCAAUGAGUUGCAACUGUACCAACACAACUUUGUUAGCAGUGUGACUGGUAAUACGCUGGAUCUUGUUUUUUCUACCGUUCAAAUGGCCCCGGUGUGUCUGGCCGUCGAAUCAUUGUUAAGCUGCGAUAAGUAUCACCCAGCCCUUGACUUUACGUUGCCGUGUUUAAAAGUGGAACUUGGAUGCGGGCCACGAGUUGUGAGACGGAACUUUAGUCGCGCGAAUUACGUGGCAAUAAAUGAUUAUUUGGGAGGUAUUCACUGGGACGUGGAGCUUGAGGGAUUGAGCGUUGAGAGCGCUGUUGGUUUACUGUACUCGCACCUGGAUUAUGCCGCUUCAUCGUAUGUACCGGUAUGCACGAUUCGUCCAUCUGCCUACCCUAGAUGGUUCACAAGAGAAUCGAUUGCCCUUGUUAAAUCAAAAAGGAGAGCUCACUAUACUUUUAAAAGAACUAAUUUGUUCUCAGACUAUCUGGUGUUUUCAAAUGCCAGAUCACAAUGUAAGGCUCUGUCUGGGGUGGUGUGGAGGGAUUAUGUCGGUAGAACCGAGAACUCCAUCCCGAAUAAUAUCAAUAAUUUCUGGAAUUUUAUAAAUACUAUUACUAAUAAGGGCUCCUCUCCCCCUUAUGUCUAUAGGGAUGGGGUGCAUACGAGUGAUGAGAUAGCUACGGCGAAUCACUUUGCUGACUUUUUCGAGUCUGUGUACAAUAAUAAUAGCAUUACUUGUGGCGCGUCAAAUGGUUCGAUCCUAAUCGACAUGACGGGGCAUGAUGUAGGUGUGAAAACCAAUAGUGAAGUAAUAUCCAUAGAUAUCAGUAUUGGAGAAGUCUUUACACAGAUAAAUAGAAUGAAAUCAAGCUCUAGCCCAGGUAGUGAUGGAAUCCCAUCUAUAUUUAUAAAGUCAUGCUGCUAUAUUUUGUCGAGAAUCCUCUAGAUGAUAUUUAACAAAUCAUUGUCCAGUGGCAUUUUCCCGAGUUUCUGGAAAAAAUGCAUUGUGACGCCUGUUUUUAAAGGUGGUGACAAUGUUGUAACCAAUUUUAGACCUAUUAGCAAGCAGUGCGAUAUAGCCAAGUUGGUUGACUGCAUUGUGGCGUGUAAAAUGUCUUCAUUGAUGAAGAAUAUCAUAGUUAAUGAGCAGCAUGGAUUUAUGGCGGGACGGUCAACGUCGACCAACCUUGUUUUAUAUCAUGACUACAUUACAAAUGCUCUUGACGAUGGAUCACAGGUUGACUCCGUAUAUACAGACUUUAGUAAGGCAUUUGAUAGAGUUGAUCAUGUGAUUCUUUUAAAGAAGUUACGGCUGGUUGGCGUUGAUGGUGUGUUUCUGAAUUGGAUAUCCAGUUUUUUAACAGGUAGGCUGCAGGCGGUGAGAUUCAAUAAUGCGCUGUCGAGGGACGUAGUGGUUACAUCGGGAGUCCCGCAGGGGUCUCAUUUGGGUCCUCUAUUAUUUAACAUUUUUAUUAAUGACAUCAAACAUGUAUUUGAGAACUCAAAUUUUUUACUUUAUGCAGAUGACCUCAAGGUAUAUAGAAGAAUUUCUAACUCUGUAGAUGCAUGGUUACUUCAGUGUGACCUUCUGAGAUUGGAUACUUGGUGUGAGGAUAAUGGCAUGAGGCUUAAUUUAUCUAAGUGUCAUGUUGUUCACUUCAGCCGGAAAACGGAUGGUUAUAGGCAUGAUUACGUUCUGAGUGAAACUACUCUUACCAAGGUUGAUUCCAUCCGUGAUCUGGGUGUGACGUUUUGUAGCGACUUAUCCUUUAAAAAACAUAUAGAAACUAUUACGAACAAUGCGCUUAGAAGGUUGGGCUUUGUCAACCGAGCCUGUAAGUUUUUCAGUAAUGUUGGUACCUUGAGGCUUCUGUAUUGUUCCCUCGUGAGACCUCUGCUCGAAUACGCAUCUAUAGUUUGGGCUCCCUAUCUGGUAUAUCAGUGCGACAUGAUUGAGCGUAUCCAGCACCGCUUUCUCCGCCGGGUCAGUUUUAGGUUGCUUAGACCGAUGAACUUUUUUGACCACGAUUAUGAUUAUUUGCAUCGCGAAUUGGGCUUGUUAUCUUUGAGGGACAGGAGAACUCAGGCGGAUCUGGUGUUUGUGCGGAACAUAAUUAGCGGUCGCAUUGAUUGCCCAGAUUUGCUGGAAUGCAUCGGUCUGCAUGUCCCUGGUAGGACCGUAAGGCGGGCUGAAUUGUUUCAUGUUGAGUCUCUUCGUUCAUCGUGUGGUUACCAUAAGCCAUUAAAUCGUCUCCGUAUUGCUGCGAAUACAUUUUCCCCAUAUAUUGACUUUUUUAUGCUUCUCCUAAUGCGAUUAGAGCUGCUUUUCCCCGUAUUAAGAUUCAAGGUGGGUGAUAACAAUGGUUGUAUUUUUUGUAUUGACCACUAUUGUGGGACUGAAUAUACUGGACUAUCCUUGCAGUGAAUUUACUAAUUAAUGGAAUGUCACUGCCCAUUGAUUUGUACCGCAAUCAAACAACAUCAUGUUUUUUCGUUUUCGUUGUAUCACGUGUCCGUUGGAUUCUAUGUACUCUUCAUCUUCGUCUUUUUUUUCAUUUUCUCUUGUAAUCUACUGUAUACUAGAGGGUUUUUCCCGU
Ooceraea biroi (clonal raider ant) is the source of this 3079-nucleotide messenger RNA. RefSeq lists its product as uncharacterized. Lineage: Eukaryota; Metazoa; Arthropoda; Insecta; Hymenoptera; Formicidae. Gene Ontology annotation, molecular function: catalytic activity. Gene Ontology annotation, biological process: larval heart development; cell adhesion involved in heart morphogenesis. Gene Ontology annotation, cellular component: extracellular matrix. The record is from RefSeq and is a predicted model, not a curated record.